AUCUCUUAUAUUCUAAAUCCCGUUAAUAAGAUUUAUUUGCCGACUUGUCCGUCUCAUUGGCGUUAAUGAAACAAGGCAGAAUAUAUACGAGCAGUUGGCUCAUCUUUGUGGAACUGUAAGGGAACAUGUGACGUCAUAUUCGUGAUCCUUAUGCUAUAUAUCACGGUCUCAGUAUUACGGUCGCAGCCACUCAUUUGUACCUUAGACGAUUAUGAUGCGGACGUUGUAUGUUUCGUAUUUGGAUGGAUGUAAGCAUGCGUGUAAUCUACACGAGCGCGCAAUGUACAACCGGAUCCGUAGUGUUGGGUAGAGGCGUGGGUGUCGCGACAAUGCGGCGCAUGCGCGCGGCUGCCACGGCCGGGAGCCUCGCGAAAUCGCUCAGUGGCGCGGCGGGAUGGCCGGUCGAUUCCAGGGCGCGCGCAAAUACACCUCUGGAAACCGAAUGAACCGUAAAUUCCACAUGAAAACGACAUAAAAGUGAAAAUUGUAAAUGUGAUUAUCGUCGUAACGUUUCAGUGCUGUAAAUUUAGUGAAUUCUCGAACAGUCGAAGAAGGUUUGAUGAAAGAGCACUUUAAAUUUUUACUCGAUAUUUAUGAUAGGAGCAUGGGACAUUAUCUGAACACCUGUCGUGUGAUAACAAAGCAGUUUUACAGAAUUGGGUUUUAGUCAACCAUUGUGUACGGAUUAAAUAACAAUUAAUAUAGUUCUGUCAAGUGUUGUUGUUUCUAUUAUUGUUGUGAGACUUUAUUAUGAGAUCUGAUAAGGAAAUUGAACAAUUGAUAAUAUAGAAGUGGGUAGGUAUGUUCUGACGAGCUUUCGUAAACGAGAAUGAGCAAUAAGUACAUGACACUAAAGAUAUCGGGGAGCGCGUGGCGCGGUAGGUGAGCGAUGCGGGCGCGGUGGGCGUGGGUGGUGGCAUGGUGCGCGUGCGCCGCGGCCGCGCCCGCGGAGCCGCGGGCCCCCCAGCCCGCCGUGCCCGCUGCUGGACCCGCAGCCCCGCCCGCCUGCGACCCCCUGCUGCUGAAAAAUCCACCGCCCAUGCCUCACAAUUUACGCGAACAUGAAGCAGCAGCUGUACACACGGCGCGAGCGCUGGCCGAACUAGUAGAACAGGGUGCAGCAGACGAGACUCGUGCGGCUGCACUAGCUCGUGCAACUGCGCGCGCGCCCCUAUCGCCCCCACCCGCAGCAGUUGCACUGGGCGCACCGCAACUUCAUCUUGGCGUGCUCUUCAUUGCCGAACCUCCCCGUCUCAUCGUUUUCCAACAGAACAACUCGGUCACAUUACGUCAGUUCUGGAGGACGUUGGCUUCGGCCUGGAAUGCAAGUGCCGUGGUGUGGUCAAACGCGUGGUUCUCGUGUGACGACUAUGAUUGGGGAUGGUGGGGUGGUGCGGCGGCAGCUCGUGGUGUUGGGGCCGCGAGAGCUGCGGCUGCGAUAUUUCGACGUUGGACAGCAUUACCUUGCGAGGAUGCUAUGCACGAAUGGUUCGGCGGGCCUCCACUCUGUGAUUCUGGUACUACUGACUGCGAAGCUUAUCCAGCGCAAAGUUCUGUAGAGAGGAAAUUAGAGUAUCGGUGUAAGUGUCGCGUAGACCACUGGCACGCCGGUGGUAACGGGUGGUUAAGUGGCAGUAUACUGUCCACGGAUGACGGGGACAGUCUUACGUGCAUGCCAUGCGGGAUGGGCAGUGACGCCGUGGCGUGUAUAGCCGACGUGUACCGGGCGGUGCUAUUGGCUGCCAAUCUUACUGGGAUGCUCAUAUGCCUUGUUAUUGGACUCAUAAUUUUUAAGAAAAGAAAAUGUAAAGCAGUGGCAAUGGGAAUGUGGACGGUGCUUGAAGUAGUUUUACUCGGUGCAUUACUUAUGUACGCUUCUGCGGCAUCCCAGUAUAUAUCGGUAGCACAGUGGCGGUGCGUAGCAGGGGCUUGGUUACGAGAACUGGGAUUCGUAGCGUGUUACGGCUCUGUUGUUUUACGGCUAUGGGUCUUACUAGCAGAGUUCCGCACUAGAAAAGCACAUCGCUGGACACCCAGAGAUUCAGAAGUACUAAGAGUAGUUGGUGCGAUGAUAUCCGGCGCAGCGUGUUACUUGGCUGCGUUCACUGCAACUGCGGUGUGCGAUGAUGACGCCGGGGAGUCGUGCGCACGCGCAGCAUGGCACCACGUCACCGCCGCAGCUGAACUGUUGCUACUGACGGCGGGGGCCAGAAUCGCUUAUGCUGCCCGAAAUGCAAACGUUCCAUUUCAGGAGCGCGGAUGGCUGGCGGCGGCGCUGUGCACGGAAGGCGCAUGCGGGGCAGCCUGGCGGCUGGCCGCGCUGGCAGGCGCGGCGCCUGAGCGCUGGCCCCUAGCUGCAACCGCUCGCGCGCACCUCUCAUCUGGCGCCGCGCUCGCCUGCGUGCUGGCGCCACGGCUCUGGCAUGGAUACCGCGCCAGAUCACUAGCACAGGAGGUAUCCCGUCGAGGACCAGCGGAGGGAUUCGGCAUAGAAGGUGAAGAAGAGCCCACAUCUGAAGAGGUCAGGGCUGAACUGAAAAGGUUGUACGUUCAACUAGAGAUUCUCCGUAACAAGACACUGAGACGAGACAAUCCGCACAUUAGCAAACGAAGAGGUGGUCGAAAGCCGCCCCAUCGACGGUUUUCCUUACAGAAAAAGGGCAGUCGUGAAAAGGCUCUGCAAGCGCGGCGGGGUGCAAAAGGAAAAGGGGGAAGCGCGAGUGCGGUAGAAGCGAGUGAGGCAGGCGACGUGUCUCGUACUCCGGAGGACUCGGUAUGCUCCGCCGAAGGACCUUCGCACUACACCGACGGCGACACGCAAGCGUGAUCGACGACCGUGCCUCACGGACACUAUCACGACGUUCACCUCUAGACCAUACAGUAUAUUAUAUCAGAUUAAUAAAACAGUUAUUAUUAAAAUGAACUCCGAGGAAUUUAAAGGUUUCGUAGAUCGAUCGACGAGAUCCUAUUUGUCGCAAAUUUAUGUAAAUCACGUAUUUGAACAAACACUAAUAAUCAUAUUAAUGUAAACUUUGAGGAAUUGAAAGCUUGCGUAGACGAGACGAGUUUACGUAUUUGUCACUACAUUAUAUCAAUCACGUAUUUGAACAAACCAUGUCGUAGACUUGCUAAAGAGUCUACGACACGGUUUGUUCAAAUCAGUCUAGACGCAUUAAUUUGCAAACACUAAUAAUCAUAUUACAGUAAACUCUGAGGAAUUAAAAGGCUUGCUUAGACGAGAAUCUACAUAUUUGUCGCCACUUUAUGUCAAUUGCGUAUUUGAACGAAUUUGUACUGUAGACUUUGUAGCAAGAGUACACGCAUUAGCUUGCUAUUUUACUACAUACGUAAAAUAGCAAGCUAAUGAAGUUCUAUGAAACAAAUUCAUAUUUGCUGUAACGUUAGACAAAUGAAACGGAAGAAUUGCUCACUGGUUUUCUUUGGAAAUGGCUUGUAAGCUUUAAAACAAUUCUAAUAAAAUAUAUUGGUUCAAGUAGGUUGCUAACAAGACAUUCAUGUCAUAAAGACUAUUUAAGAAACGUGUGUGAUGUGAUGUGUUAUGAUGUGAGCAAAUUCAUAUGGAUAUAUGUAUUUUUAAUUUAUUAUCAUAAUAUAUAAAAAUCCUAUCGUCAUCUGAAUAGUAAAGGAGCUGCUCUAGCUAGCCAAUAAAAAAGGUAAUGUACAUAAAAUGCCUUUAGUUUCUUUUACUACAAUGAUAAAAUUUAAAUUUUGUAUGUAAUAUUGUUGUAUGUACAAAUUUAUAAAAAUAUACACGUUAAAAAUGCUGUCCUAAUGAGAACCUUAUUCCUUUUGAUGUGGGUUGAAAAUGUAACCUAUAUUAUAAUAGAUUCUUAUCGUAAAUUGGUUAAGUCUGACCAGUAUUCGAAGACAAAUUAAUGACCGUGAUAACAAUCUCGAAGUCUAAAAUAAAAAUUAAGAUACUAGAUAUAAGGAUUACAAAAUAUAAAGGCUAAUUUAAUUUGUCGCUAGUCUAUUAUUUAUUACGUAGAUAAUUGUUUAUAUAGGAGGAGAGUUAGUACAAUAAUUGAAUUAUUACGUAUUUUUAGGGAAUAGCGGUGAUAUUUUAUACCUGUAGGUAUUAGCGAGUGGGUUCAUUAAUGUUGAUAAAUGUAUCCAGGAAAUGGUGUUGUUGCUGUUUGAUAAGCUUUUUUACCCCGCAUAAGUAAUAUCUUUAUCGUUACAUAUAAUAAAAUCGUAAACUCGUGACGAGGCGAAUACUGUCUGUUUGUCUGUUUGUGUGAUAUUCUACGUUAAACCGAACGGAGGAAUCAUAAUGAUUUUUUUAUAUGUUGUUAAGGAAAUUUAAUAAAAUACCUACAUAAAUUAUUAAUAUCAUCUUAAUAAUUUUAAAUACGCCGUCUUCUAUUGUUAAUAAAAUAAUAUAUGAAGUCACGACAAACAUACACGCAGACUAAGGCGAGGGUACCACUAGUGUUGUAUAAAAAUGUUUGAAAGUUAAAAUUUAUAUAAAAGAAAAAUUUAUAUAAUUUUACGAUAUUCAUUUUUUUUAAUAAAUGUAAACCAUUCUAUGUUGUCUGUAUAUUGAUUAGUUAUUUUAUAUCUUAUAAUAUGUGCUCAUAUAUAUUUAUUGUUUGCAAUGGACGUACAAAAUCAUAAAGACUAGCUAGGUAGAUAUAUUAUUAAAUAAUCAUCCCCAAAGCCUUUGCUGAAGUUGAAAUUUGUUCGUUCGUUUACAGACACAAUACAGAUGGACAACUAAUAAACAAUCUCAUUAAUUAGGUAUUAAGUCUGCCAUGUAUUAUACAAUUUUGUGGCAAAAGAAUAAAAUGCAUAAAUUAUUACGGGCCCAUUGAGCAUGCAACAGUUAUAUUGUUAGUUUGUGUUCAAUUACAUUUUACCCUGCCUCCCUCAGCAGGUCGAAAUUUAGAAUUAAUUUCCAAAUUUUAAAAAAUAUGAUUUUGAUAUUUCAGUAUACGUAUUAUUCGAAUGUCAACAUCUGGUAUAUAUAUACUCUUAUUUAUAUAAAUGUAUAUUAUCAAAUGUACUUAAUGGGCCAUCUAAAAAUUAAGUUACAUGUAUUUUAUGAUUUUUUUUACCUCUUGUCACAGUUGGUUACAGCCACAUUUGUGAGACAAAAUGUGUUACCUUACUAUUACAUUAUGUUAUCUAUGCUAUUACUAUUGCCUACAAAAGAAUGUAAAUCAUAAGUUAUUAAUUUGUGCUUUAAGAAAAUUUAGGACCAUUAACACUCCUUGUCGCACAAUGUGACGCUUUGACGACCCUACAAACCCCUAACAUAUGACGUAACUUAUCGAUGGCCCCUAACAUUAUUAUGGGCUGUACGCCAGCAACAGCUCAAUGUGCUCAAAUUCCUCCCUGUUGAAGACUUCUAUAAUGGUUAAGGUAAUUGCGUUAUGAAGCCUAGUGAACGCCAGCUGCGGCUCGGAGGGUGUAUUGAGGAACGGACACUUUCAUAUUAUUUUUUAUUGAUAAUAACAGACGUUUUGUAAAUAAUUUUAAUGUUCAUUUCAAUUCUUAUUUAUAUAAUUUAUAGUAAUAGUUUCUCUACUGGUCACCAGACGUCGUAAACUGUCGUAAACGUAUUACUUUUAAGUUCAUUUCCGUUCUUGUCAAUUUUUUGUCCAGUGCUCACUA
This is a messenger RNA of Achroia grisella, 5637 nucleotides long. RefSeq names its product probable G-protein coupled receptor 179 (gene smog). Gene Ontology annotation, cellular component: membrane. Bases 890 to 2827 code for a protein of 645 amino acids. Gene Ontology annotation, biological process: G protein-coupled receptor signaling pathway. Gene Ontology annotation, molecular function: G protein-coupled receptor activity. The record is from RefSeq and is a predicted model, not a curated record. The transcript has 11 exons. Lineage: Eukaryota; Metazoa; Arthropoda; Insecta; Lepidoptera; Pyralidae.